Molecule: messenger RNA, 453 nt
Organism: Hydatigera taeniaeformis
Lineage: Eukaryota; Metazoa; Platyhelminthes; Cestoda; Cyclophyllidea; Taeniidae
Source: the annotation of a GenBank genome assembly
AUGGCCAACGACAGUGAUGAACCGGAUUCUGCUAACCAGAGCUGGCUGGCCACUCAACUGCGUCAGGCCAAGCAGAUGCGUUUGCGAAAGCAGCAAGAGAAGCAGGAGGGUGGUGGUUUCGUCAAUUCCACCACGGGAAGUCUUGGAAUUCAUGCAGUGGCCAGUGCUGGGACACUGAGUCGAACUCAGGGAGCUGAUAUGAUGUCUGAUUUGCAGAGGGUUCUAGCGGCUCGUAGACGUGCUCGUGAGGGCGACAAUGAUAAUACCGAUGGGACAGCUACUGAUGCUGCCAAUGGUGCUUCAGCCUCGUCCGGAUCGGCCAAUUCGACCGCAGAGAGCAGUCAUUUACGGCGACCCUCGCAGUCCAUCAAUAACAGCAGCAGCGGUAAUGCCGCGCCCACCUUUGCUGUACCCACCGCACCUGCUCCCACAUCGAACUAUGCCACCAUGUAG